AUGGCCAAGAAGAUCAUCACCAUUGUGGGCGUGACUGGCAGCCAGGGCGCCUCUGUUGCCGACGUCUUUCUUCAGGAAGGGGGAUGGCAUAUCCGUGGCAUUACUCGUGAUCCGAACAAGCCGUCCAGCCAAGUCUGGGCCGACAAAGGCCUCGAGCUUGUCAAGGCCGAUAUUAACGAUGUUGACACGCUGGAGUCGGCCUUUGCUGGAUCAAACGUGAUUUUCAGCGUCACUGAUUUCUGGGCAGUCGUGUAUGACCCUAAAACACAAGCCUUGGCAGCGUCAACUGGACAGACUGAGACAGAAAUCGCCUACGAGGCUGAAAAGAAGCAAGCUCGUAACAUCGCAUGCGCCGCGUAUGCUACGAUUGACACUUUGGAUCGACUGGUUUUCUCGACUCUGUCGCAUACGCGAAAGUGGAGUGACGGCAGGUACACACACAACCUCCACUUUGACGCUAAGUGGGAGGGUGUUGAUCAUCUCAAGGCUACCUAUCCAGCGCUGGAUAAGAAGACUUCGUAUCUGCAGGUUGGUCUUUAUGUGACUAAUUGGAAGAAGGGUCUUCAUAUGGCCCGGCCAACCAAGCAACCUGAUGGUACUUUUCGUUUCAGUCUUCCUACAGAUGGCGACGCACCUGUUCCAUUGGUGGAUGCACGGGUCGACACAGACGCCCAAGGUAAAUUCACGAAGGCUCUCGUCCAGGUUGAACCGGGCAAGAAUUUGCUUGGCUACGGCAGCUUAAUCAGCUGGAACGAAUUUGCAGCUCUGUGGGGGAAGGUCCAUGGUGUGACCUGCCUCUAUGAGCGCGUCGACCGUAAAGUCCUUGAGGAAGCUGUUCCUGGUUGCGUUGGUGAGGAGCUUGCAGACAUGUUUGAGUAUAUUGGAGACUUUGGAUAUGAUGGUCGUGAUCCAACCGUUUUCCAUCCGGAUCAGCUUGGCGUUCAUAUUCCGGUAUGCACGAUGGAGGAGUAUAUUAAGGGAGAAGACUGGCCUGAGGUCUAA
Molecule: messenger RNA, 1002 nt
Organism: Fusarium sp. VM40
Lineage: Eukaryota; Fungi; Ascomycota; Sordariomycetes; Hypocreales; Nectriaceae
Source: the annotation of a GenBank genome assembly